ACGCCCGGUCCCCCAGCGCCUCCUCCGCGAAGCCCUCCCGUCGCCGGGGCUGAGCCGGGCCUCCUGAACCUCCCAGCCCCUACCCUCCGGCUGGGGGCGGGGGAGUCCGUCCGCCGGCACAACCGGAAAGGUCGGCGCCUACUGUGUGAAGCCCCGCGCAGCGCAGGGCCCCGCUGCUUCUGUGCUCGCUGCCUCGCCUGGGACUUAUGCGCUCCCGGGUCCGCCCAGCGGUACCCGGGAUAAGGGCGGAGGUGCCGGCGUGCACCUCCCGGAUGAGAAAACGAACCCGGACAGGAUGGGGCUGCACAGGGAAUGAGCCGAGAGGCCGCCUCCCUGGCCACCCAACUGCCCCGGCUGCCCUCGCGGGUGGGGGAGACCAACAGAGGCCUUGGCAACGCAAGCCAGUGUGGCGGCAACGGGCCCGGAGGCGAGGCGGCCCGCCCUUGGGGUGGCCACAGUUCCUUCUGCCCAUGGAGCGCGCUGCAGCCACCAGGCCGGGGCCCUCACCCGGGGCCGCUGAGAAUGGCAUGGGGGUGCCUCCCCAGGUUCUGCCCCAAGCCGAGGACUGGACAGCCAGCCUCAAGACAGAGCUUCCCUCAGAUCUAGAGCUGAGUGAGGAGCAGCGACUGCAGAUCUCCAAGGAGUUGGUCGACCUGCAGAUCACAACUCUUCAGCUGCGGGAGCAGCAUGAGGCCGAAGUCUUUGAGCUGAAGAAUGAGGUCCUACGGCUGGAGAGCCGGGUGCUGGAGCUGGAGCUGCAGCUGCAUGGAGCUCGUACUGACCUGGGGCACUGCCAGGAGCUGGCACCGGGGCUGCAGCACAAGGCCCCAGAGCAGGGACACUCCACUCACCACAGGCCCCAGGUCGCCUUGAGUGCAUGGAGGGGCCGGCUGGGUGGGAGCCCAGCAGGGGCCCAGCAGAGGCACAGCGAGGUCGGGACUGGCAUUCUCGUACAGGCACAGCCUGAGGACUUCCCAGCCCCCGAGCAUCAACAGCAGAAGCUGGGGGACGGUGUGGGUGCGCAGCCUCGUGGCUUGGGGCUCUGUCCAGAUCUCCCCCAGCCCAUGGUGGUGUUGGGCAGUGCCAGGAUCCCAGAGCCUGGGGUCUCCGCCAGCCAGCCCUGGCGCACCCCGCAGCUGCAGGGAGAAUGGAAGCGAGUGCUGGAGCAGCACAAGGCCCAGAAGCAGGUGCUGGAGGCCCGUGUAGCGGACCUGGGCUGGCGGCUGCAGGGGGCGCGAGCAGAGUCCAGGACAGCUGGGCAGCGACUAGCUGCACAAGCCAUGGGCUACCCCCGCCGCCCCCAGGUGUUGUCUGCCUGCCAAGGUCAGCUCCGCCAGGCCGAGGUGGAGAACGCCCAGCUGCAGCUGCAGCUCAAGAAGCUGAACGAGGAGUAUGCCUUCCAGCUGCAGCGAUGUGCCCAAGCUGUGGCCGAGUACACCAACCGGGCGGGCCAGGUGCCCGCAGCCGCAGCCCUUCGCACGUUCCUGGAGACCACUCUGGAGGACAUCCGGGCAGCGCACCGCAGCCGUGAGCAGCAGUUGGCCCGGGCUGCUCGUGCCUACCGCAAGCGCCUGGCAGAUCUAAGCCGUAGGCACCAGGAGCUGCUGGCUGCCCACAGUGUGCAGCAGGUGCUGGCAGGCCCCAGUGGGGCACACGGGACCCCCAAAGCUACCUUUGAGGCAGCCACCUCCGACCUGGAGUCUCUGCACCUGGCUCCCGCACUUGGUCACCCAGGAGAAGACCAGGCCAGGCUGCAGACCGAGCUCCAGAAGCUCCAGGCCCAGAAGGGGCCCAGGGAAGCCUCCCAGGGGGGCAGCACGCUAGAGCCACAGGCCCAGGAAGCUGCUUCCUGGGCCCAGAUCCACCAGAAGCUCCAGGACUUCUCCCGUGGUACCCAGCUGACACCUUCCCCCAUGCCAGGCAGAGCUGGAACGCGAGCGGGCACAGCUACUAGUACGGGCCACGAUGGCCGAGGAGCAACUUUCUGAGCUACAGGAGUACGUGGACCAGCACCUAGGCAGGUACAAACAGGAGAUCCUGAGGCUGAGGAAGCUGACGGGUACGGAGGACGCCUGGAAAGUGGGGGCCACACCUUCAGUGAAGCCCCAGCACCUGAAGACCCAAAGCCGCUAGCCAGUUGUCAAACCACAGCAGAACUCUUCACAGCCAGCGUGGAGGCCUCCCCACUGCACCUCCUUGGGGUGGGGGUCAUUCCUCUCAGCCCUCCACCUAACAAGAGUCAGGACGUAGUCCGCUGAGUCUUUAUUGUGUCCAAAUAGUCAGCCAGCCAGAGAAGUGGGGGCCCCAGGGACUGAGGCAGAACUGGGUCCUGGGGGGACCUGACCAGCUGGGCUACCACUAUGGACGUCAUAGGCCCAGACGCGGUCCAGACCCUCACCCAACACGGCCACAGGCUGCCAAGUGGGGAGAGGAAAGCGCCCCGACACCACUCGGGCCCCUUCGGGCAGCUCUGCCUGCAACUUGUCUUCCAGCAGCGGGAGCUGUGGGAAAGAGCAGGGGGUAGGGUGCACAGGACGGGAGGUGACCGCCCACCCACCCAUGUCCUCCCGGUGCUCCGAGGCUGGCCUGGGCCUCCCCUGGGGCGGGCUGCCGCCCCGGCCCCCCGACCUACCACGCUAGGCGCCAGGAACACAGACACGUUGUGGCAGUCCCUCAGGUUCACCUGCAAGAAGACGUCACCCCAGGAGAGUCAGCCGCCCGGGCAGGUGGCCAACCCAGGACGGGAAACGUGGAAGUCAGACGUGGGGCAUGAGGGGCUCCGGGACUCCCUGGGUUACCUUCCAGAGAUCCUGGCAGCAGAAGCGGACGCUGCCCGCGCAGCCCGCCCUCCAGGCAUGCA
This is a messenger RNA of Canis lupus familiaris (dog), 2860 nucleotides long. It is a transcript of the gene CCDC78, whose product is annotated as coiled-coil domain containing 78. The transcript has 12 exons. The coding region runs from base 207 to 1988 and encodes 593 amino acids. Gene Ontology annotation, cellular component: cytoplasm. NCBI's taxonomy places the organism in Eukaryota, Metazoa, Chordata, Mammalia, Carnivora, Canidae. The record is from RefSeq and is a predicted model, not a curated record.